AUGGGGGCUUUCAUCGCCAAGAUGCUCCUGCCCACCGUCAGCAGCGUGGUCUUCCUGCCCGCCGCCAGCGUGGCCGCCAAGCGAGGCUUCCACAUGGAGGCCAUGGUCUACUUCUUCACCAUGUUCUUCACCGCCAUCUACCACGCCUGCGACGGACCCGGCCUCUCCAUCCUGUGCUUCAUGAAGUACGACCUCUUGGAGUAUUUCAGUGUCUACGCCACGGCUCUCUCCAUGUGGGUCACUCUGAUUGCUCUGGCCGACUUCGACGAACCGCAGCGUUCCACCAUGACCAUGUUCGGAGUUCUCACCACCGCCGUCAGGAUCUACCAAGACCGCUGGGGCUACGGGAUCUACUCAGGCCCAAUCGGAUCUGCCGUCUUCAUCAUAACCGUCAAAUGGCUGCAGAAGAUGAAGGAGUUGAAGGCGGUCUACCCCGACAAGCGGGUCUACACGCAGCAGGUCGGUCCCGGGUGCUGUUUCGGCGCCCUGGCCCUCAUGCUACGGUUCUACUUUGAGGAGUGGGACUACGCCUACGUGCACAGCUUCUACCACCUGUCCCUAGCUGUGUCUUUCGUCCUGCUGCUGCCCAAGAAGAACCGCUACGCCGGGACUGGACGGAACGCCGCCAAGCUCAGCUGCUGGACCCUCUGCUGCUGCAGCGUGUCCCCCGGCUCGUCCAAAGACAAGACCAACAAGGCGGCGAAGAAGUCGAAACGUUCCUUCCUGGGCAAGACGAAAGACCGCGACUCCCCCGUUCUGCCCCUGUUCUCCCCCCCGCCCGACACACCCGUCAAAGGCACCAGCAUCAGCAAGCUGAAGGAGAUGAACGGCUGGAAGUGACAGGAACAGGAAGUGACACGGGAGCGGCUGCUAACUUCAUUUGGUUUUUCAGCUGCUAGAACAUUUAAGGUCAGCCCGACCUGCAGGUGAAGGAGACCACGGGCAGAACCCGUCAAUGGCGGCCGGGAACAGCUGGGCGCCAAAAUGUAUAAAUUGUCUGAAAUGUUCCUCCGUCUGUCUGUCGGCGCUCGCACCUCCGGACUUCCUCCUGAGGGGAGGAACAGGUCUCUGCCAAGACUGCAGACACCAGACUGAAAGCGCCUGAUGAGUUCUGGAGGGCGACCCACUCGUCUGCCUGGAUCUCCACCGCCAGGAUGUUUGUUUUUUUUGUACCAGCGCGUCAUUCGUCAAGUCAAACGUCAAAGAUUUUUUAUUUACGGAGCGCUUGGAAUAUUUUACAGAACCAGAACCCCCGAGGGGGUUUCGGCCUCGCUAAUCCAAACCUGCCGCGUGCACGUCACCUGCCCCGAACACGACACUAAGGCUACAAACGUGCGCUGCGUGCUCGCCUCAGACAAAACAGUCGACGGCCAAAACGUGAACGAGGAAUGUUUUGAGCCGGGGCCAAGCCGCCGGCUCUCGUGCACGGAGACCGGUGUUAUUGUCUGGGCCGGGC
Entelurus aequoreus (snake pipefish) is the source of this 1456-nucleotide messenger RNA. It is a transcript of the gene mymk, whose product is annotated as myomaker, myoblast fusion factor. NCBI's taxonomy places the organism in Eukaryota, Metazoa, Chordata, Actinopteri, Syngnathiformes, Syngnathidae. Bases 1 to 840 code for a protein of 279 amino acids. Gene Ontology annotation, cellular component: plasma membrane. The transcript is spliced from 6 exons. The record is from RefSeq and is a predicted model, not a curated record.